CCGCUGCUGACAUAAACACGAACCCCGUCGCUGACAUUUUCUCUUCUUCUCUGCGCUCUUCUCGGCCCUUCGCAUCUUCACCGGUUUUGCUGCUCUAAUACCAACCCCCGCAAUGUCAUAUCCCAACCCGAACGAAGCAUUCCAGCGCUUCACACGCGCGCUGCAGCAGCAGGCCUCGCGCACCGGCGGCAGCGGCGGCGGUCGCGGGGGUCCCGUCCGCGGCGGUGGAGUGAUCGGCCUCGCCGUCGUCUCUGUUCUCGGAUCGUGGGCGCUCUCGAACUCGCUCUUCAACGUCGACGGAGGCCAUCGCGCAAUCAAGUACACGCGACUCAGCGGCGUGCGUCCGGAGAUCUACCCUGAGGGCACCCACUUCAACAUCCCCUGGUUCGAGACCCCGAUCACCUACGACGUCCGCGCCCGGCCUCGCAACGUCGCCUCGCUGACCGGCACGAAGGAUCUCCAGAUGGUGAACAUCACCUGCAGAGUGCUCUCCCGGCCCAAGGUCGAAGCCCUCCCGACAAUCUACCGCACCCUCGGCGCCGACUACGACGAGCGCAUCCUGCCCUCGAUCGUCAACGAGGUCCUCAAGUCCGUCGUCGCCCAGUUCAACGCUUCCCAGCUCAUCACCCAGCGCGAGGCCGUCUCCCGCCUCGUGCGCGAGAACCUCGUCAAGCGCGCGUACAAGUUCAACAUCCUCCUCGACGACGUCUCGCUCACCCACAUGACGUUCUCGCCAGAGUUCACCGCCGCCGUCGAGAGCAAACAGAUUGCCCAGCAAGACGCCCAGCGCGCGGCAUUCAUCGUCGACCGCGCUCGCCAGGAGAAGCAGGGAACCAUCGUCCGCGCCCAGGGUGAGGCCAAGUCGGCUGAGCUCAUCGGUGAGGCGAUCAAGAAGAGCAAGGAUUACGUCGAACUCAAGCGGAUCGACACCGCGCGUGAGAUCGCUUCGAUCGUGGGCCAGUCUGGAAACAGAAUGGUGCUCGACAGCAACUCCUUGCUCAUGAACGUCACCGCCGACUCUCGAUUGGAUGGAAAGAAGAAGUAGUCUUACUCAAUCUCUCUACUAUCUGAAAUUAUAUGAAAAAAAUAAGCAGGGUGGUUUUCGGAUUUAGUGUCGGUUAAAUCUCUUAUGAUCUGUAUAUAUUCGCACAACAAGCUUAUCUAUUGAUGGUUCUCAAUAUAAUAAGA
This is a messenger RNA of Myxozyma melibiosi, 1188 nucleotides long. RefSeq names its product band 7 family-domain-containing protein. Gene Ontology annotation, cellular component: membrane; mitochondrion. Lineage: Eukaryota; Fungi; Ascomycota; Lipomycetes; Lipomycetales; Lipomycetaceae. The transcript has a single exon. Bases 113 to 1045 code for a protein of 310 amino acids. The record is from RefSeq and is a predicted model, not a curated record. Gene Ontology annotation, biological process: mitochondrion organization.